AUGGACCAGCAAAAUUAUUCUAGGGUGGCUGAGUUUGUGUUGCUGGGACUCUGCAGUUCCUGGGAGCUCCAGUAUAUUUUCUUCAUGCUUUUCAACUUCUUAUACAUUGCCAUUGUACUAGGCAACCUCCUCAUUAUCUUUACAGUGAUUUCUGAACCUGCCUUGCAUACACCCAUGUACAUUAUGCUGAGUAACCUUUCUGUUCUUGACGUCUUUCUGGGCAGUUAUGCAACCCCUAAGAUGAUCCAUGAUUUUAUUCAUGAGCCCAAGAUCAUCUCCUUUGAGGGCUGCAUGGCCCAAAUAUUCUUGCUCCAUGUCUUUGCUGGUGGUGAGAUGGUGCUCCUUGUAGCCAUGGCAUAUGACAGGUAUGUAGCCAUAUGCAAACCUCUCCAUUAUGUAAUCAUCAUGAACUCAUGCAAGUGCACAGGCCUGGUGGUAGGCUCUUGGGUCAUUGGGGUUAUUCACUCCUUGAGCCAGUUGGCUUUCACUGUAAACUUGCCCUUCUGUGGCCCAAAUAUAGUAGACAGUUAUUAUUGUGAUCUUACUUUGGUCAUCAAACUUGCCUGCACAGAUACUUAUAUCCCUGAAGUGUUGAUGCUUUUGGAUAGUGGUCUUAUGGGAAUGACUUCAUUUUUGCUCUUGUUGAUCUCCUACACUGUCAUCCUGGUUACUGUGCGGCAACGUUCCUCAGCAGGUAUGGCCAAGGCCCGCAGCACUCUGACUGCCCAUAUCACUGUGGUAACACUCUUUUUUGGACCUUGUAUCUUCAUCUACGCCUGGCCUUUCAGCAACUUACCAGUGGAUAAAGUAUUUUCUGUGUUCUCUACGGUUUUCACGCCUAUAUUAAAUCCCCUUAUCUACACAUUGAGAAACAAAGAGAUGAAAUCAACAAUAUAUAAACUGAAGGUCCGGUAUGUAAGAUAA
This is a messenger RNA of Carlito syrichta (Philippine tarsier), 924 nucleotides long. Its product is annotated as olfactory receptor 4K15-like. Gene Ontology annotation, molecular function: G protein-coupled receptor activity; olfactory receptor activity. NCBI's taxonomy places the organism in Eukaryota, Metazoa, Chordata, Mammalia, Primates, Tarsiidae. The record is from RefSeq and is a predicted model, not a curated record. The transcript has a single exon. The coding region runs from base 1 to 924 and encodes 307 amino acids. Gene Ontology annotation, cellular component: membrane. Gene Ontology annotation, biological process: G protein-coupled receptor signaling pathway.